Sorex araneus (European shrew) is the source of this 1041-nucleotide messenger RNA. Its product is annotated as neuroendocrine secretory protein 55-like. NCBI's taxonomy places the organism in Eukaryota, Metazoa, Chordata, Mammalia, Eulipotyphla, Soricidae. The record is from RefSeq and is a predicted model, not a curated record. The coding region runs from base 173 to 856 and encodes 227 amino acids. The transcript is spliced from 2 exons. Gene Ontology annotation, biological process: response to parathyroid hormone.
UCAGUCUCCUCCGUCCCCUGCCUGGCGAGAGGACCUCUCGGAGGCGCCUCUCCCGCUCUCCGAGCGCCGCGCGGCCAAGUUGGGGAAACCCGGCUUCUCACCUGGCCGGCGCCGCCCGCCGCUCGCGCCCGAGCCCGAGGGCGGUCCGGCUCCCCGGCGAGCGCCCAAGAGCAUGGAUCGUCGCUCCCGGGCCCAGCAGUGGCGCCGCGCCCGCCACAACUACAACGACCUGUGCCCGCCCAUCGGCCGCCGCGCCGCCACCGCGCUCCUCUGGCUGUCCUGCUCCAUCGCGCUGCUCCGCGCGCUCGCCACGUCCAGCGCCCGCGCCCAGCAGCGCGCCCAGCAGCGCCGCAGCUUCCUCAACGCGCACCACCGCGCGGCCGCGCAGGUGGCCCCUGAGCCCGAGCCCGAGCCUGAGCCCGAGGGCGCCGCCGCCGCGCCCGACUGCCUCGACUACGAGUCCGAGCUCGACUACGAGUCCGACACCGACAGCGACACCGAGUCCGACCUCGAGUCCGAGACCGAGACCGAGACCGCGCCCACCACCGAGCCCGAGACCGAGCCCGAGGACGAGCGCGGCCCCCCCGUGCCGCCGCGCCUGCCCUUCGGCCAGUCCCUCGCCGAGCGCCUGCACGCCCUGCGCCUGAGCAGCCCCGACGCCUCCCCGCGCCGCCGCGCGCGCCCCGCCGAGGGGGAGGAGCCGCCGCAGGAGCGCGACCCGCGGGACCCCGAGGAGGCCGACGCGCGCCCGCAGCCCCGCCGGCCGCUCCGCCGCUGCCAGCCCCGCCAGGCGCGCCGCGACCCGUCCCCCGAGUCUCCCCCGAGAAAGGGGCCCAUCCCCAUCCGUCGGCACUGAUGGCGGACGACGAGGGGGUCCAGGUUCUCCUCGUUUUCCUCGGGCCAGGGAGAACAGCCCCCAGCCCCGGCGGCCCGGGCGGGCAUCCCGAACGCGGCUCGGAGGCGCGCGCGCCAACUUUCACCGGGCGACAACUGUUGCAACCUGCGGAAAGUCACCGCGCCGGGAGCGGGCGAGGAGCGCAG